AUGACCUCGAACGCAAAAGACAUCAAAAAGCUACUCGGAAACAGAUACGAACCACAUCACAGUCCUCCCUCAGACUUCAAGAUCGAAUGGGAAAAAAGCGAAGAUUUCCACCACGAUCUCAAAACCCAAAUGGAGGCAUUGGAAAAGCGCAUCGAGAGCCUGAAGAAGGAGGAAACGCGCCAGCGGUCCCCUACAACCUCGGUCUCGUAUAUACACCCUCGGAUUACUUCCUACAACGCCCUUUUCGACGAAAUCAGCCAUCCACCGUGUCGUGGGGAAGCAGUGGUUUGCCUCGUGCAAGAGAUCUGUGCAAUAGCAAUGGCGCUGCAGGGGCUGAAGAAUGAGGAGGGAGAACUCAAGGAGAAAAACGGAGUUGCAGAGGGGUCUGGGCAAUUGAAAAGCUAG
Letharia lupina is the source of this 405-nucleotide messenger RNA. RefSeq lists its product as uncharacterized. The coding region runs from base 1 to 405 and encodes 134 amino acids. The transcript is spliced from 2 exons. The record is from RefSeq and is a predicted model, not a curated record. NCBI's taxonomy places the organism in Eukaryota, Fungi, Ascomycota, Lecanoromycetes, Lecanorales, Parmeliaceae.